GCCGGGCCCGGCCCUGCGUAGCUCCGUUAUGGCGGCUGAGAGCGGGCGGCAGUUCUGGAAGCGGAGCGCCAAGCUGCCGGGCAGGGGACGUGGUGCUGAUGGUUGCACUUGGUGAUCUUGGAGGUCUUUUCCAACCGUAAUGAUUCUGUGACAUCCGUUGGACUGGAGAGGCAGCCUAAGUUUGUGGCAACUAAAGAGAAAGCACUUGAGUACUGUGCAUCCCUCCUCUCUCUCCUGUGGGAGGAUGGUGCUGUGCGGUCCCCAGGUUGCUCUGCGUCCCUGCGAUCCCAUCCCUGGAUGUUGUGCUGGGCUCUGGUGCCAGCACCUCUCUUGCACAGAUGAUGACUUUAGAGCCAGCUUGGAAAGCUCAAACCAGGUGAACCGGUCUGGGAGGCAGUUCCUGCACAGACAAUGCGCUCCACAUCAAGGCUUGUCAGAGCUCUCCCCUCCUAACAGACAAUGGAAAAUACCCUGUCCUGUGUUGUGGAGGAAGCUCGUUACCAGUUCCGUAUGCUCUGUGUGCCAGUCCUUUCCAGAAAUUCUUACUAAUAAAUUGUUUCAUGUCUCCGGGGCUGCCUUGCAUCUUUUGCACUGGGAGUUCUCAACCUUGGGAUUCUUUUGGGGUGUGCUGGCAGGUUGGUCUGGUGUGUUGUCCUGUGUGAUGCAUUGUUUAUUUCCUGCCAUAUAGAGUUGAGUAGUAAGGCAUCAGUGUGUGUGUUGUUUAAAUGCUCUUUUAAAAAAGGGAGAAGCUGAGAGAGUCUGCUGGGAAUAAAACAUCUUCAGUCUCUGCAGUUGCCCUAACAUGCUGAAGAUGUGCUGCAGUGCCCAUAACCUGAGCCCUGCCACGAUCUGCCCGUAAGAGGUGUAACGCAGGUUCCACAGCAGAGCUCAGGCACAGAUUGCAUCAGGCACUGGGUAGGGAGGUGAUGGGAAGUACCUUGUCCCACCGAGCUCUAAAGUAGGACAGGGGACUUGUGCUGUCAGUCUGGGAGCACAGCAUCAGCACAGGUCUCAACUCCUGACUCGGUGGUAUUUGCUAACACAUGGUGCUUGCCGUGAGCUUUCCAUGUGUGCAAAAGUCAGAGUUAAGCUUGGAGACAGCCAGUUCAUCUAAAUGAUGCACUAGGGAGAGCCAGGCGAGUGAAUAAAUGAAGUAUUUACUGGUUGCCAUUUGCUGCCCUGCCUCUGUUUUCUGAGCUGUAGCAGUGGGAUCUGCUGAUGCAGCUUUGUGAGGCACUUUAAGAUGCGCUGAGAGUCAGUGAUGGGCUGAGCUGGAGGAGCAGGAUCAGGCACUGAGUCUGCUCAGGUUCUGUGGUGCAAAGUUGCCAUCUGGCAGCUGUGAAGGUGUGUGCAUGUCUCAGGUCACCUGUUGCAUGUCUCGGAGUAUUUGCUCUGCUUCCUUUCCAGCUUGCUUUUUAUGUACAUGUAUAUAUUUAUAUACAAACGUAUGUGGGAUGGUGGUACUCAGCUGUACCUGUCACCUUCAGCUGCCUGUGUGGGAGCUCCAGCAGAUGUGCUGUGCAAUGGAUCAGCCUGGGAUGCUUCACCUGUGGGAGCCUGGGCUCUUCACAGAAGAUCUGCCUGGGAUGGAACACUGCUGUUGUGUCAGCCGUUAGCUGCAGCAGCAUCCGAUUGCUUCAGAGCAUCAGGAAGGGAUUUCUUCAUGCACUGCUGGCUCCCGCAUCCCCUAUUCUGACUGUUCAUUUUGCUGAUGAGCAUCACACAGACCCACGUGUGGUUUUCGUCCCUUCAUGUGGGAGUCAGGUCAUGUACCUGUUGGUAGCAUGUGGAUGUUCCUGGGCAAUGCUGGUCCCCUCACAGGGAAGAGCAGUGCUGUGACUGUUGUUAGAAGGUGUUGUGAGCUUGGAAAGACUCUGCAGGCUCCUCUCCUGUGGGGAGCUGCCAUGAGUCAUUUGGAAACAGCUUUUUUUAACCCCAAUAAUCUUUUUGCUCUGCCCACCCGUGAGUUUGCCUCUGUUUAAUAGCUGUCCUGACUGCUCAAUGCUAAUUACUCAGAAGACUCUUUGCUAGCCCUGACUGGAGGUGUGCCAACACAGGGAGCCUUUCAGCACUUCCAGCAGCCGCCCUUUGCAGCUAGAGCCCACCCCUCUUUGGCCUCUCUGUGUUGUGGCUGUUCCCAGCCUCUGCCCUGGGUCUCCAUGCCUCUCCCUUCCAGAUGGACCUGUUGCUGUCACUUCCCUGGCACCCACUUGUCCUUUGCUGGCUCUCCAACUGCACCAGGCUGUGAUCUUCCCCCUGCCACAGCCAGACUCCAUCUGAGGCUCCCGGAAAGCCCCAGUGACCUGAGGGAAGCCUGUCCUUUGUGUGCCAGCUCUGAAUCUGCCCUUGUCUCUGCCGUGGGAUGUGGGGCUGUGCUGUGUAGUGGGGCUGCAGAGGGCUGGUUGUGUCCAGAGCUCCAAGUGUGACUUUUGGGGUGGCACGGCUGUGAAUAGUUUCCCAAACUGAAGUAAUAACUGAGGAUCUCUGUCUCACUUCCCCAGCCUGCAAAACUAGCGAUGAGUGGUGUCUGUUAGCUCCUUUUUGAGGCAGUGCUCCCCUGCAGUGCCAACAGCCCCCGGGCUCUCUGUGCCCUGGAGCACUUGCCCAGCUCCACAGGGGCUGAGCCAUGACUUGUUCCAGACCACAUAGGAAGUGGUUGGUUAAGCUGGGAUUUGGACCUGCAUCAAACCUUGUACUGGAGGCAGCUUUGUUGUAACGUUGGCUGCAAGCCUGAGUGCCAGUGUGGGGCAAACCCUCAGUGCUGAGGAGUCCCAGUGUUGCUGGAUAGAGUCCUUCCCUAUUGUGGAGGGCUCAGAGGUGUGGAUUCUCUAACCCAGACAACUUUUGGAUGAAAAAGAGAAUGAAUGUCAGUGCUUGUGGCAGGUGGCUGAAAUGAGCAGAGAGCAGAUCUCUGCUCGAGGAAGCACAUCCCAAUUCAGGCUGGAAAGAGCCUAGGAAUUUAAACAAAGCUUCUCUUUGCUGCUGCAAAGAACAAAUCUUCAGCUAAUUGUGGCUCUUUAGAUCUAAGGUUUUGAAGGCAGAAGCUUACAGGAUUUGAUUUUGGUCUGUAUUUGGAUCCCAACAGUGUGCAAGAGGUGUUACCCCAGUCCAGGCUGAGCAGACCAUCCGUGGGUGCCCUGAGAUAUUUUGCACUGUCUCUUUCUUUUUCCCUCCCUGCAGCAUUCAGCCUGUCUAUGGAGCACAGCAUCCUCCACUGGAUUCCCGCCUCACCAAAAACUUCAUCAAGGACCGCUCUAAAGCCAACGUGCUGCCUGUGAAAAUGGCCAAGGCCACAGCUGCGCAGGUCCUGGAGAACCACAGCAAAAUGCGGGUGAAACCUGAGAGGACCCAGCCUGCUCUCAGUGACGUGCCCACCAACUGCAAGGUCAACAAGUCCAGCAGCGAGGCCCAGCUCUCCAGGAUGUCUGAGGAGACCUGUGUGCGGACCCCCCUCCAGAAGCAGCAGUCCCUCCCCCUUCGGCCUGUCAUUCCACUUGUUGCCCGAAUCUCCGACCAGAAUGCGUCGGGUGCUCCCCCCAUGACGGUGAGGGAGAAAACCCGCCUGGAGAAAUUUCGGCAGCUCCUUUCCAGCCAUAACACGGACCUGGAUGAGCUGAGGAAAUGCAGCUGGCCUGGCGUGCCCAGAGAGGUCCGGCCUGUGACAUGGCGUCUCCUCUCAGGUUAUCUCCCUGCAAACAUGGAGCGUCGGAAGCUAACCUUACAGCGCAAGCGGGAGGAGUACUUUGGCUUCAUCCAGCAGUACUACGACUCCCGGAAUGAGGAGCACCAUCAGGACACGUACCGACAGAUUCACAUCGACAUUCCAAGGACCAACCCACUCAUCCCCCUCUUUCAGCAGCCGCUUGUCCAGGAGAUCUUUGAAAGAAUCCUGUUUAUAUGGGCCAUUCGACACCCAGCCAGUGGCUAUGUACAGGGAAUCAAUGACCUGGUCACUCCAUUCUUUGUUGUGUUCCUCUCUGAAUAUGUUGAAGAGGACGUGGAGAACUUUGAUGUGACAAACUUGUCACAGGAUGUUUUACGGAGCAUCGAAGCUGAUAGUUUCUGGUGCAUGAGCAAGCUGCUGGAUGGGAUACAGGAUAACUACACCUUUGCACAGCCAGGGAUCCAGAAGAAAGUCAAAGCUCUGGAGGAGCUUGUGAGCCGGAUUGAUGAGCAGGUACAUAAUCACUUUAGGAAGUACGAAGUUGAAUACCUGCAGUUUGCCUUUCGUUGGAUGAACAAUCUGCUCAUGAGGGAGCUGCCUCUUCGCUGCACAAUCCGCCUUUGGGACACCUACCAGUCAGAGCCAGAGGGGUUCUCGCAUUUCCACCUCUAUGUCUGUGCCGCCUUCUUGAUCAAGUGGCGGAAGGAGAUCCUGGAUGAGGAAGACUUCCAGGGCCUUCUAAUGUUGUUACAAAACCUGCCGACGAUACACUGGGGCAAUGAAGAAAUCGGGCUCCUCCUUGCUGAAGCCUACAGACUCAAGUACAUGUUUGCAGACGCUCCCAAUCAUUACCGCCGAUAGGUGCCAGGACUCAACUCCCUCCUCUGCCCACCUCCUCCUCCUGGCCCAUCUGAUCACUGUGGCAUUUUGUCAUCCACGUCCUCGGAUGCUUCAGCUGGGAGCUGCUCUUCGCUGUACAAAGCUCACGUUGACUCAACUCUUCUGCGUGCCUGUCUGCCACUCCACACACCUGGAUGUGCCACUCCAACCACUGUCAGUAUUUCACUCUGUGCUGGGGGCCUGAGCCAGGGAGAGAAGCUUGAAGGGGCAGGGGACAGCUCUACAGAUAACUGAGCUCUCCCAGCCCUGCCUUGGGCUUGUCCAGCUGCUGGUUGCCUUGCUAUGCUGUGACACGUUUGCCCACUGCUGCACCUGUGUACACACAUGCUUGUGCCUCACAUGUGUGUGCUGCCCCGUCUGCUCCCUUCUCUCUUCAGCUGCAGUUUGAUCCAGCUCCCAGACAAAAAUGCCUUAUCAGUGACUGGCUGGAGAACUUCUCUGGGGCUGCAGGGCGAGAAGUUUCUCAGGGCCCAGCUUCAUUCCUCAAGCCUUCUGGGAUCACGAGGGAGCUGCUCCCACCUGCCCUCUCCUCUCCCUCCUCUUUGCCUUUCUUCAGGUGUGAGACAGCGUGGUGGGCACGGUGGGGUUAACCCCCCCAUGUGCUCUGCAUGAUGCACACCGCAGUGACGAGACGCUCUGAUGUGCCAUCGGCGUGAGGGCAGCAGGGGGACUUCUGAAACUCCUUGCACAGCCCCCACUCUUCCGAGGCGUUCUGUGUAUAUUGUGUUCUUGUGUAUAUGGGUCAGAGAUGUACAAUAUAUGUCCUCCAUUUGUAGCAGAUAUGAUUUUAUAUUUAUAACGUGGGUCCCUCGUUCUCCCUGUCCUCUCCAUGGCCUCCCACCUCCCCUCUGGAAGUGGGGUGAAGUCAGAGCCACGGGUAUUUCUGCCCUGACGUGUUUGGAGUGUUGAGUUUGUCAGGAAGGUGUGUGUCAGAAACGUGUAUCUCGAGGCUUCCCCUGCAACGAGGAGUGUGGGAGUUGGAAGGGGAUGGGAGCUGAGAGCAGGUUGAGGAGAUACAGGGUAUGGUGCUGCAGGGCACCAUGGUGCCAGUGCCACCAGUCGGCUCUUGGGCACCAAAGAUCCCCAGUGCGGUGCUGGCUGUGCCUACUGCUCCCUACAGUGCAGAUGCAUCCUCCGAGAGAACGCAGCCAGAAACCACCCUGGGUUCUUAAAUGAAACCAAUUGUGAAUGUUUUAUCAGGCUGGUUUCCUUCUGUCUCCCUCCUGCGGAGGGCUGCAGGGGGGGGGAGAAAUAUGACCCCCGCAUUUCUUGGGGCAGAACAUGGAGGUGCCCUGUGGGAAGGGGCAGCAGGGGCUGAGCAUGUGAAAAGCAGAGCCUUGUUGCCAAUAAAACUCCAGUGUCUCAAGAAACUGCUUUCCUAAUCCAGAGUUGCUUUUUUCUUCUUGGGCAGUUAGACUUCUCCUUUAUUUCAGUGUGCACCUUCUGUGGUUUCUCUGAGCCAGACCUUUGCUGCUCUUUGGCAGUUUGACAUAACUCAUUAAAAAAAGAAAAAAAUAUCAACAGAAGCUCGGGCUGAGCGCAGGACGGGGUGGUCUGGCACCUGCUUGUGUGUGGACUGCACAAAAGCUCCUUCAUUGCCCCCAGGGCCUUCGGGGAGAAGCUGGGGGCAGUUGCUGAUGGUUCCAGGCAUGGGAGAUGCCAAUGUCAUGGAAACUUUUUUAUCCACAGAAUAAUUCAGUAAGUCAUAAUUUCAUUUGUUCAAGGACAAAGAAGAAAUGAUGAAGGAGGUGGAGGGAAGGUUUUAUUAGUAUGUAAUAAUCCCGCCCAAAAAUGGCAGCAGGGAAGUGGAGGGGCAGGCACUGAUGUAGGGCUGCAGAGGACUGCUUUUCAGACCUUCCCUAGGAGGAAGCUGCAGGGAGCUUGAUCCUUCUUGCAACAGGUGGAAAACAUUAACAAAGAUGUUAAUAACUCACCUUUUAAUGCAUUCAUAUGUCUUCACAUACACUGCAGGUGUAUGCCAGGCAGCUGUGCAUCACAGUGCCCUCCUGGCUACAGAAACUGUCCUUCAUUCAUUCUGCUGGGUCAGGUCACACAUGUGGAGGGAAAAGGAGAAGGCUUGGAAUCUGCACAGGGAGAAGAAUGCUCCUCAGGGUAGAGUGAUGCUCAGAGAGCCACACUGGAGCACCUAGCUCCCAUCUCCAUCUGUUGGAGGACUCCGCCUGUAUCCUGGUGCCGCAGGAGCCCCCAGGCCCACAAGCAGAGCCCAGAGAUGGGAUUCACACCCCACGUUCCCACUUCCCAUCCCUAUGGGGCUCUGCAGCCACCCCAGGCCAAGGGCUGCCAGAUGGGUCCCCUCCUGCAGCAAGGAACAAACUCACCUGCAGGAGGCACUGUGAGGCCACCCUCCCUCCAAGUCCUCCUUCCCUUUGUUCCUCUUCACAGCUGCUUCAUGCCUGCAUCAGCCCAUGUGUGUCAGCUGUGCAGCAGCAGGUGGGCUGAGCUCCCUCUGCUAAAGGGGGGAGAAAAGAGUGAGUGGGAAUGGCAGUGCCUGAUCAGGAACCAGGGAGCCCUGCUCUGCCUCCACUUCCCCCUCAGCAGGGAUAUGGCACUGAGCAGAGCCUUCACACAUCCACAGCACCUGCUGCCACCACUGCCUACCCAAGAAGCACAACAGCAGAAAUCCUUUGUUUAAUACUGUAGAACAUUUAUUUCUCAGAGAGAAAAUAUAGUCUCAGACAGUCAGAUUAUAGUAGGUAAAAUUAGCUUUUUUUUUUUCUUUACAAGCAUAGAUUUUCUUAUUACCUCUCUUAUACCAUCUGAUAUAAACAAUUCUAGAAAGCAAAUAAACUCACUUUCUACAAUAAA
Lagopus leucura (white-tailed ptarmigan) is the source of this 7390-nucleotide messenger RNA. It is a transcript of the gene TBC1D22B, whose product is annotated as TBC1 domain family member 22B. The transcript has 15 exons. The record is from RefSeq and is a predicted model, not a curated record. Gene Ontology annotation, biological process: activation of GTPase activity. Lineage: Eukaryota; Metazoa; Chordata; Aves; Galliformes; Phasianidae. Gene Ontology annotation, molecular function: GTPase activator activity. Bases 3281 to 4525 code for a protein of 414 amino acids.